UAGAGAUAUGAAGCUUCAAGAAGGCACCAUGAUGGCGUCCUCUUUGUGGAUGUCCCUCUGCUUCUUGCUGUUUCUUUCAACUCUGUGCAACAGCGUUAAGUUCGACGUCUGUGAAGAAAAAACAGGCAUAGUGCAGAAGGCGAAGGCAACGCAACUCGCUGCGAAGCUGGUCGACAAGUGUGCCCUUCCCAUUGUUUCGAAGUAUAAGUUUUCUACGAAGAUGAUCCAGCGGGCGGCCUCCAAAAUGUGCGUCGUCUUUCGAUUCUGCUUUCACAAGUACAUUCCGUUGAAGAAGUCUAAGGGACCUGACGCCUACCGGGAGGAGGUGUACGAGUGUAUCGCCAAAAUGGCAUCGGUAUUUACUGUCGUCCUAAAUCCUGACUGGAUAGACACGAAGAAUCUUGAAGAUCCGCGAGGCCUUUACUACGAUGGCGUUAACUGCACGAGGAAGCACAGCAUCUUUUCUGAAGAUUCUGCCAUCGCCCUCGCUGGAAUAAAAUGGGUCCGGGACACUUUGUUUUAG
This is a messenger RNA of Rhipicephalus sanguineus (brown dog tick), 523 nucleotides long. RefSeq lists its product as uncharacterized. The transcript has 6 exons. The record is from RefSeq and is a predicted model, not a curated record. The coding region runs from base 8 to 523 and encodes 171 amino acids. Lineage: Eukaryota; Metazoa; Arthropoda; Arachnida; Ixodida; Ixodidae.